CAAUGUCGCUGAAUCAUAUUGAAGCACUGUCGGAUGCCUUGGCUUCAGCUAAGGAGGGUGAACUGUCCGCUGCUGAGUUCCAGGUCAUUGUUCUGCAGAGUCUUAUCUCACUUAAGGAGAGUCACGUGUCACUCAGAUCCAGAUUGUUUAACCUAGAGGGGAGGGGUUUUUUCAACGCCGGGGACGACGUUCCCUCUGUUUUAAAGGAGAAUAUGACUCUACAGAAGAGUUCAUCAAAUAACGGGGUGGACGACAACAGCCGGGCUCUAGCUGCCGAGAUCAGGAAAGCACAGGACCCCUUCAAUUUCGAGUCAGUGCGACUGUUCCAGCGAGUGUUCGACAGCGAGUGCCUGGACGAUGAGCGAGUGCUGACAUUUAACGCUGCUGUUGCACUCCUCACCAAGCUGGACUUCAAGUUUUACGGAGACGCCAAGUACCCGCUGUCUCAUUACCUCCGGGAAAUUGUGGGAUCAUGUGCUACUGUUACCUUCCCUAACUUCGUUCAGGCUGUAUCAAUUUCAAUAAGUAAACCAAUCCCUCUCGGUUACAAAGAAGGAUUUGAAGACAUGGAUUUGGAUCACAAUGGAAAGCUUGAUGCCAAAGAAGUCUUCAAUAUGAUGAAAAAGAUAUCGGACAGCUGUUACUCGUGGGCAGAUGUGGAGGAUUUCCUAGAGAGUACAGACAUGGACCACGAUGGCAAGAUGGACUACGCGGAAAUGCUCAAAGCUUUCUACUUUUCCCAGACAAUUUCUUUCUGAGCCACGGACGAGCUAAUGACAGUGUGAUUUUAGCGUGUGAACAGUACAGUGCAGGUGACUUGGCAGAUUGCCAUGCCAGGUGACUUGUCCUACUUGACGUAUAAGUACAGGGCACAUUGCCAAGAGAAUAGUUAUUCAAAGACACGGUCAAAGGGGGCGCUGCAAUUCAGUGAAUUAUACUUUUGGACAAAACUUGAAAUUAUUGACCUAAAUAUUUUUGGGAAGUGAAACAUUUUUUAGAAGUAUGGCUUGGAAAGCUGUAGAGAUAUCAACUUGCUGGUUGCUAAGAGUCGUUAUGGUGGUUACUAAGGGUCGUUAUGGCGAUAUUGAUUGAGUACAAUAUGCUCUUAAAUAUGUUACCUCCAAGUCUCUGCUGAAUAUACAUUUAUUUUCUUUUACAUUUGAAUUUUGUGUUUUGAAACGCUGA
Molecule: messenger RNA, 1185 nt
Organism: Bolinopsis microptera
Lineage: Eukaryota; Metazoa; Ctenophora; Tentaculata; Lobata; Bolinopsidae
Exons: 6
Coding region: 3-758 (251 amino acids)
Molecular function (GO): calcium ion binding
Source: RefSeq, a predicted model, not a curated record